AUGCCACUGGUUCGCAACCCCAUCUUGCCAGGGUUCAACGCCGACCCCUCGAUUGUGAGGGUUGGCCCGGACUAUUACAUCGCCACCUCGACCUUUGAGUGGUACCCGGGGGUCCAGAUUCACCAUUCCACGGACCUGGCCAACUGGGAGCUUGCCGUCCGUCCCCUGAGCCGCCGCAGCCAACUUGACCUGCGAGGAGAGCCGGACAGCUGCGGCGUCUGGGCGCCGUGCUUGACGCACGAUGGCGACAGGUUCUGGCUCGUGUACACGGACGUGAAGCGCAAGGACGGCUCGUUCAAGGACACGCACAACUACAUCGUCACGGCGCCCCAGAUCGAGGGCCCCUGGUCGGAUCCCGUCUACGGCAACUCGUCCGGGUUCGAUCCGUCGCUGUUCCACGACGAUGACGGCCGCAAGUGGUUCGUCAACAUGGUCCAGGAUCACCGAGAGCGGCCGAGGACAUUUGCGGGCAUUGCUCUGCAGGAGUUUGAUCCGGCGCAGGGCAAGCUCGUCGGUCCUCGCAGGGUUAUCUUCCCUGGCUCGGAGCUGGGCCUCGUGGAGGGGCCUCACUUGUAUAAGAGGAAUGGAUGGUACUAUCUUUUGACUGCCGAAGGAGGUACCGGAUAUACUCAUGCUGCGACGCUUGCACGGUCUCGCAGCAUAUGGGGCCCUUAUGAGCUUCACCCGCAGCAGCACAUCUUGACCUCCAAGGACCACCCGUUUGGGGCACUACAGCGGGCUGGACACGCGGACGUCGUAGAAACCGCGGAUGGCAAGACGUAUCUCGUGCAUCUCGCCGGACGACCGAUUGGGCAGAACCGAAGAUGUGUCUUGGGACGGGAGACGGCUCUGCAGGAGGCGUACUGGGGUGACGACUGGCUGUACGUCAAGAACGGUCCGGUUCCGUCGCUGGACGUUGAAGUGCCGGGAGUGCGGGACGAGGAUGCGUACUGGAAGGAGAAGCGAUACGAGUUCCACGAUGGCAGUCUUCACAAGGAUUUUCAGUGGCUGCGGACGCCCGAGCCGGAGAGGCUGUUUUCGUUUGACAACGGAAAGCUGGUGCUCACUGGGAGGGAGUCGAUUGGCUCUUGGUUCGAGCAGUCCCUCGUUGCUCGGAGACAGACGCACUUCUCCUUUGACGCCGAAACGGCCAUUGACUUUUCGCCCGAGGACGAGCGUCAGUUUGCUGGCCUGACGCUGUAUUACUCGCGAUAUAACUUCUUCUACCUCGCCGUGUCGGCGCACUCCAACGGCCAGCGCGAGGUCCAGAUCCUGCGGUCAGAGGCAUCGUGGCCGAACGGCAAGCUCCAGGACGUCGGGGAGAAUGCGUAUUAUGCGAGAAUCCCGCAGCAAGGAAAAGUUAAGCUCGCGGCCAAGAUCCGUGGCGAAAAGCUGCAGUUUUACUACGCUCUCGUCGCGGAAGAGGGUAAAGACGAGCAGCAGCAGAAGCAGCAGCAGCUGCUGCAGAAGAUUGGGCCGGUGCUGGACGCGUCGAUUGUUUCGGAUGAGUGUGGUGGGCAUCAGGCUCAUGGGAGCUUCACGGGGUCUUUUGUUGGGCUGGCUUGCUCGGAUGUGAAUGGGACGGAGGGGAAGGCUGCGUUUGAUUACUUUGUGUAUCGGCCUGCGCAUGACCCGACGGAUCGGUACAGCGUGUCGAUGGAGGGGAUUCAGAGGGUUUGA
Molecule: messenger RNA, 1680 nt
Organism: Trichoderma citrinoviride
Lineage: Eukaryota; Fungi; Ascomycota; Sordariomycetes; Hypocreales; Hypocreaceae
Product: glycoside hydrolase family 43 protein
Exons: 1
Coding region: 1-1680 (559 amino acids)
Biological process (GO): carbohydrate metabolic process
Molecular function (GO): hydrolase activity, hydrolyzing O-glycosyl compounds
Source: RefSeq, a predicted model, not a curated record